Molecule: messenger RNA, 2300 nt
Organism: Aplysia californica (California sea hare)
Lineage: Eukaryota; Metazoa; Mollusca; Gastropoda; Aplysiida; Aplysiidae
Product: AAC-rich mRNA clone AAC4 protein
Source: RefSeq, a predicted model, not a curated record
AGGUGUGAUCCAGUCCACCCGGAACUCCCUGGAGCCCUGGAGCAAGCAGAUCCUGCACGUCUGGUCCACCUCCAGUCACGUGACCAACAUCCUCACCCAGGCCUACGAACACAUCGACCAGGACAUCAAAGCCAACACCGUUGUCAUGGUGACCACAGCGGCCGACGCCCAUUACAUCUUCAACAACGGUUGAGACUUUAUAAUAAGUAGAUUUCGAUGAUGUAAUCAGCUGUAAGGUUACUCUUCCUCCCCAAAGAGUGACCACUUUUCCACCGACUGCCGUAUGAGAGGUUUAUAUAAAUAUUCCUCGAGUCGGAGGAAUUUGUAUGGAGAUUCUUCUCCGCCUUUGUGCUGUGGGACGUUGCAUGGGCCUACAUGUACCGCUCUCAGCGCGGACUCACCCUGACAGGCUUGGUCGAAGCCCGCCUCCUAAAUGAUCUACCUUGUGUCGAUGAGGAUGUAGAACACCUGCAUUGAAAAAGAAACUCGUGUUCUGCUAACGGAGGCUCUACACAGGAAAUGAGCCCAUUUGCUGCCACAAAUAGGCCACCAUUGAGCCUUUUUACAGUGCAUCUUAUGUUCUCAGUGGCUUUUUGGCCAUCCGCGGCUGUACAAAUCUCAGCUCAGAGCCACCAGGAAUCGGCUCCACAUAUCUGGCGGAAGUAGAAGACUCUUGGUGAUAGCGUCGUAGUCCCAGCCUCUUGCUUCCAACGACUUAGAUGUCUACGCCUGUCAGACAAAUUUGAUUUUUAGUAAAGAGAAGCACACCGGUACAAUCACGGGCAUAUUGAGCUGGGGAAAAAAGCAAGACGGAUAGACCGAAACAAAAAAGCUGGGAAGCAAACAAAAAGACCUAUGAGUGGGGUUCUCCAACUACCUGUGACAGAGGAAUGCAAGAACAAAAUAUAUGUACUUUUAUGAUGUGUCACGCCACUCACCACUGACGUCCCAAUGGCGAAGACAUACCACUCACUACCUCACGCAAACAGAAACUGAGUCAUGCGAUCAAAAAGUCUCUGUUUUUUGCCGUUAGCAAAAGCCAAUAGACAACCCAGUUGUCAAUAAAAGGUUGUAACAAACUAAGCUUCAUGAUCAAAACGUCCCUGAUAAAAAAUGAGUCAUGUCCAAGCGAAUUUUUUUAAUGAGUUUUUCAUCCUCGGAAGCUCAAAAAUCCCCACUCAAGCUGGGAUGAAGAUCUUACAGAGACCCCACCCUGACAUAGGAGACUGAACUUAGAACAGCAAUCAUGUAUGAAGCAAUGUAAACAACCGCUAGGGAGAACAAUAUACGGGUUAAGUUAGAGGAUUAUUCAUUGAUUUAUACCUCAUUAUUAGUAUCAGCACAGUUACAAUAAUAUCGUCAGCUCAAAUAUAUGUAAAACUAUUGCACAGGUAUUAUAAUAUUAUUAUUUUAUUAAAAUUUGUUUCCAAAUACAUGUACACAUUUUGAUACAUUUUUACUAUAAUUUUACACUUCUUUUAAAGGUACAAUCGAUUAACACACGCUGAGAUUAACUGGAACCGAUACAAUAACGGGCAUGUAGUGCAGGGGGGGGGGAGCAAGACGGAUAGACAGAAACAACAGAGGGAAAGAAAUCUAAAAGACCUAUCAGUGGGGUUCUCCAACCACCUGCGACAGAGGAAUGCAAGAACGUGGUACAUCAUGUAGUUUUAUGUGUCACGCCUCUAACCACUGACGUCAUCGCGGGGAAGACCGACCACCUCACGCAGAGAGAAACAAAGUCAUAGUAUUAUACGAUCAAAAAGGCCUUGUCUUUUGCCGCUUGAAAAAAGCAACAGACAACCCAGUUGUUAAUAAACGGUUGUAACUUACAUAGCUUCAUGAUCAAAACGUCCCUAAUCAAUAGUCAAACAAUUACAGAAAUGAGUCAUGUCCAAGCGAAAUUUUUUUCUGAGUUUUUCAUCCUCGCAAGCUCAAAAAUCCUCACUCAAGCUAGGAUGAAGAUCUUACUGAGACCCCACCCUGACAUUGGAGACUUAGCUUAGAAUGCAUGUAGCAAUCGUGUAUGAAGCAAUGUAAACAACCGCUAGGGAGAACAAUUUAUACGGGUUAAGUUAAAGGAUUAUCCAUUGAUAUGUACCUCAUUAUUAGUAUAAACACAGUUGCAAUAAUAUAAAUUAUCAGCUCAAAAUUACAUGUAUAACGUAAUUUUGUACAGGAAUUGUAUUAUAUAAAAAUUUGAUCUCAAAUACAUGUACACAUUUUGAUACAUUUUUGAUCAAUUUUUACCCUUCUUUUAAAGGUACGAUCGAUUAAACACACACUGAGAUUAACUAGAA